GAGGGUGCGGGAGCCGGGCAGGCAGCGGGCUGCGGGGCUGGGGAAGAGUUUGGCCCUCCCUGGGGGGAGAGGCGGGAGGUGCCUCGGGAGGGCUCCCUCCGAGGAGGACGGGCUCGCAGCUGUGCCCCCGCCUGCAGCCGCUGGUGCCAGGCUCGGUAGCAGCAAAACCCCGCGAAGCUGCCCUGCUUGCACCCGCAGAACCCCUGGUCGGAAUAUGAAGGUGCUGGUAUAAAAGAUGAGGCUGAAUGAGAGCCGGACAAGAUCCUUCCAGGCUCCUGUCACCAUCCACAGUUACCCAGGCAGGCAGGUGUAUCUGUUUCCUGAUGGCCAGUCUGAUUCCGAGGAGUCGUCAGAGGAGGAGCUCAACGUUCUGGAGCUGCGGCCGCGGGGCCGGGAGCAGCAGCGCUCCCGCAGGGACAGAGCUGCAGACGUGGUGCUUCUGGAGCGGGAGGUGACACAGGACGACAACCUGAACAAGCUAGCCCUGCAGUACGGUUGCAAAGUUGCAGAUAUCAAACGUGUCAACAACUUCAUCCGGGAGCAGGACUUGUAUGCCCUGAAGUCCAUCAAGAUCCCCGUGAAGACCCACGGGCUGUUGACGGAGAACGGCGGGGACCUGCGGCCGCUCCCCAGCGCGUCCCCCCAGAGCGGCCUGACCCUGGUGGAGCUGCCGGAGCCCGAGGCUGGUGGCAGCAGCUCUGCUGCCCCCUCACACCUGAGCGACUACUUCAGGGACAUCGACAAGAGCAUCCAGGACGCCGUGCAGGCCGAGGGCCAGCUGAACAUGGAGUGUUGCGUGGAAGCCCCAGAGAGGCCGCUGCCCGAGGCAGGGCAGCAGGAGAGCAGUAAUGGUGCAGACUGUGGAAUCCAGUGGUGGAAUGCAGUUUUUAUUAUGCUCCUGAUAGGAAUUGUUCUGCCAGUAUUUUAUAUAAUCUAUUUUAAAACACAAGGCCUGGCAGCCCACUCCAACACAACACUAACCUCAAAUAGUUCAACAGAGGGACUGGAAGGGAAAUUACCACGAAGCUCAGCUGUAGAAAAAAAAAUCCUAAGGUGGGCAAGGGCAGCCAGGCACAGCCUCGGCUCCCAGCACUGAAGCCCACGUGGCAGUGACUGACUCGCGUGUGUUCAGGGGGAUAACAGUACAGAUUAUUUUUAUUUUUUUAAGUAGCUGAUGUUGUAAUUCUGAACUUGACUAAAAGUGAGGGGAGGUGGUUUUUAUGGAGGAGUCAGGAUGCUUUGUUGCUUAUAAAGAUCAUUGAGCAGCUGACUUAAUAUUCAUGACCGCUGUUGAGGUAAAGUAUUUUGUAGCAAUUUAAUAAUCUUGUUUCCUUCAGGUAUUUCUUGAUGCCUUGUCUAAGAAAUUAAUCCUUUGCUGCUGAGGUAGAGAGUGCCAUGUUGCUGUGAUUGGGAAGUUUGGGGGUUGUUGGCCUUGAAGCAGACACUUUUUGCUCAGAGUAGAAGUGGGAACUCUUUCUCUGAACUGUUUUCUGUCUGGCAGACCACGGCAGUGCUGGCACACCAGGCUCUCAGCUGCUGACUCCCUAGUGUGUUAAGGUGGGUGUUAGACACAGGGACGCUGACAGCACCUCACUGCGUCACCCUUGGGAGCAAGUGUUUAAGCUGUACUUGUCAGGCUGCUUCAAGCCCAGCCCUGAGAAGGGAGAACCUGGACGGAGCUCUUCUUCUCAAUGAAAUCCUUCAGUGACUCCUCUUGCCAUCUGGUGUCUCUGCAGGCAGAGCUCAUGGCAGGAUUUCUUCUUUAACCAGGGCACUGCUUGUCCAGCACAAGGAAGCCCUGUGUUAUUUUAGACAAUCAAGGAGAGCAGCAUAAAGUCUGGACAGGAGGGGGCUCGUGAAGCUGCUGUGUGAGAAACGUGUCUGAGCUGCUGGUGGCGUAGGAGCAUGGCCGAGUGUGUGGGGAGGAGCAGUGCAGCUUCAGAGGCUGGUGCUGUCCUGAGAUGUCAGUGAGCCUGAAAUCAGUGCUGCUCAGGAUGAGUCAGUGAACACUACAUGCUGGAGGGGAGGAGAAAAUGAGGCUCUGGGGUGUUUUGCUGUAGGGAGAAUUUGGAGGGGGGGGGGUGGGGAAAUAAUAAAGCAAGUUGGGGACUGGUGGUAGAGGUAACUGCUCAGAACCAAAUGCUAAGAUAGUUUGCAGCACAGUUGUGUGAAACCUGGCCAGGGACAGAGUAAUGUCCCAUAUCAGGAGUUUCUGGGAGCUUUUCUUCGUUGCAUAGAGGUUCUGUGUGUUGUUUGUUGGACUUGGAGCUCUUUGUGUUGAUGGCUGGACACAGCUCAGAGGUCCUUUCCAACCACGAUGAGUCUGUGGCACUGAUCCCUUCUCUUCCUGACCCAAGGAAGAGCAGAGUGAUGGCACCUGCGUGGGUUAGGGGGAAACAGGACUGAGGCUUCUCCGCAACAGGAGGAACCCCAGGCCGAGCAAGCAGAAACGUGUGGUAACAAUAACCUGUGUUUCCUGCAACCAUCAAAAAAGGUACUUGAAAAAGCCUGAGGGAAUAUGAUCUUGUAAACAAAAACUCCAAAGGAUCAUAUACUUAAGAAAAAAAACAAACCCACAAACCAAAACUUGUAUUUUUCUUCUGUGAAGGAACUGUAUCUCUCUUUGUUCUAAGGGGGGAUUAUUACAUUUUUAAAUAAAAUGAACUAAAAGCACAAGGGGCACCACCCACCCAA
Molecule: messenger RNA, 2694 nt
Organism: Apus apus (common swift)
Lineage: Eukaryota; Metazoa; Chordata; Aves; Apodiformes; Apodidae
Gene: LYSMD4
Product: LysM domain containing 4
Exons: 3
Coding region: 236-1096 (286 amino acids)
Source: RefSeq, a predicted model, not a curated record